AUGUGCCUGGUGAUACCCUUCUCUCUCGCACUAUCCGAUCUGGCAAUUGACGUCAUUCAUCGUACCCCCGCCAUCUCGGAGACGAUUCAUAGAAACCAAGACACGAUCGACCGUUACAAGGGCGGUAUUAUAGGAGCGGUUCCCGUCGCCAGGGUCAACAAUGAUACAUGGAGCACCCUGCGGGCGGCUAAUGCCGAUCUCGACGACAACAUUGAAUUCAACGACGAGGAGUCUGAUAUGAUUGUUCCCAACCUCACCUCCAUCAAUGACGAAGCUAUCAGGUUAUACGAUGCAUAUGGAACGAAGGCACCGGUAUUGAACCAAGCCGGCGUAGGAUUCAUGGUUCCGAUCUCUUUACAGGUGUUGUUUCGAGAAGCGGACGACUAUAUGGCUGCGCUGAGAAAACAAGUCACUCCGAACCAUGUGACAGCUAUGAACCAGAUAACUGCUGAUCAUACAGUAGUCUGGAAAGCCACAUUUAAUGCUUUCGAGAAAAACAGGAGUUCAGAGCCCUCGCAGGAUUACAAGAAUUAA
Molecule: messenger RNA, 534 nt
Organism: Penicillium arizonense
Lineage: Eukaryota; Fungi; Ascomycota; Eurotiomycetes; Eurotiales; Aspergillaceae
Product: mannoprotein
Exons: 3
Coding region: 1-534 (177 amino acids)
Cellular component (GO): extracellular region
Source: RefSeq, a predicted model, not a curated record